UCGAUUCCGUCUGGUCGCGACUCUGAUGUAUUACUGCAGCUGGGUAUUAGGGAAAAUGAUUUGGAGUCUCCCCCAAUACCAGCUACCGGCAACAAACCAGCUUCUCGUAUUGGCGCUUCCCCAUCCACGACUUCAACUCAUUCAUUGACUGGCUCCAACUCUUAUUACAAUGCACCUGCAACAAAUGGAGUAGGCGGCAUCCAUAUAGAUGCAGCAACAUUGAGUGAAAUCUCGCACAAACGUCUCGAUCUAGACUUCACUAAAUUGCGUGCUUGUGGGGCCAGUUACAGAGCAUUGCCUUCCGAAUUUCCUCAGUCCAGAUGCUCCGGAAGAUCAAAAUGUGCCAUUGCCAGAGAGGUGCUUAACAAUUCCUUCAUCAGUUUUUCUUCGCUCACAUCUGAGGAUUGUCAAUUUGUUUCCUCGAAGAAGAAUCAGUAUGAGGAAAAUAUGUACCGUGUCGAAGAUGAAAGAUACGAAGUGGAUAUGGUUAUGGAGUUAAACAAAUCAGCUCUUCACCACUUAGUUGUUAUUCAGCGCCGCAUGGACCGUAUGCCUCGUGAUGAAUUGGUCAAUUUUCGCCUUGAUGAUUCGCUAGGAGGUGAUUCAGCAAUACUUAUGAGGAAAGCUAUUCACCGGGUAUAUGGUGAUAAAGCAGGAGAUAUAAUUUACGGUUUAAAAAACUGCCCGAGCAAUGCCUGCCCUUUAGUCAUCCAGCGCAUGCGACAAAAAGAUGCAGAGUGGCGUGAAGCUGUUCGCCAAUAUUUACGAUCCUGGUCGGAACAAGAUAGUCGAAAUUACCUUCGGUCUUUAGAUCAUCAGGGCGCCAUUUUUAAACAGAAAGAUGCUCCGUUAAUACGAAGCAAGGCUCUCAUCUCUCAAAUAGAGAAUUUAGUCAAGUCAAAUCGCGUAAGUAUAUAUUGGCAUUUCUUGUAG
This is a messenger RNA of Protopolystoma xenopodis, 933 nucleotides long. Lineage: Eukaryota; Metazoa; Platyhelminthes; Monogenea; Polystomatidea; Polystomatidae. The record is from the annotation of a GenBank genome assembly.